AUGUACCUCUUCUUCGCCGGCGACAACGGCAAGAUCUACCGCUCGAGCAUGCCAGUCGGCAACUUCCCCGGCAACUUCGGUUCGAGCUCAACCGUCAUCAUGAGCGGCAACAAGAACGACCUCUUCGAGGCCGUGCAGGUGUACACGGUGGCGGGCCAGAGCCAGAAGACGUACCUCAUGAUCAUUGAGUCGAUCGGGUCGCGCGGCCGGUACUUCCGGUCGUACACGUCCAACAACCUGGGCGGUUCGUGGACGCCGCAGGCGACCAGCGAGAACGCGCCCUUCGCCGGCAAGGCCAACAGCGGCGCGUCGUGGACCAACGACAUCAGCCACGGCGAUCUCCUCCGCACCAGCGCCGACGAGACCAUGACCAUCGACCCGUGCAACCUGCAGCUGCUGUACCAGGGCCGCUCCGGCGACAGCAGCGACUACAACUCGCUGCCCUACCGCCCCGGUCUCCUCACCCUCCAGGGCGCUACCGGCGGCAGCCCGAACAACCCCGAGCCCACCGGCGGCACCAACCCCGGCACCGGUGGCACGGUUCCCAAGUACGGCCAGUGCGGUGGUAGUGGUUACACCGGCCCGACGACCUGCGCCAGCGGGUCCAAGUGCACCUUCUCUAACGAAUGGUACUCUCAAUGCCUCUAA
Molecule: messenger RNA, 648 nt
Organism: Chaetomium globosum CBS 148.51
Lineage: Eukaryota; Fungi; Ascomycota; Sordariomycetes; Sordariales; Chaetomiaceae
Exons: 2
Coding region: 1-648 (215 amino acids)
Biological process (GO): L-arabinose metabolic process
Cellular component (GO): extracellular region
Molecular function (GO): alpha-L-arabinofuranosidase activity; cellulose binding
Source: RefSeq, a predicted model, not a curated record